Molecule: messenger RNA, 1114 nt
Organism: Gadus macrocephalus (Pacific cod)
Lineage: Eukaryota; Metazoa; Chordata; Actinopteri; Gadiformes; Gadidae
Product: cytokine receptor common subunit gamma-like
Exons: 8
Coding region: 29-1060 (343 amino acids)
Biological process (GO): cytokine-mediated signaling pathway
Cellular component (GO): external side of plasma membrane
Molecular function (GO): protein binding; cytokine receptor activity
Source: RefSeq, a predicted model, not a curated record
UCUGAGCCUUUCUUUUUAAAACAACCCUAUGAAACGCUCCAUUUCCUGUAAACAGAACACUGGUAACAGUAUGGCUGUAGGUCUGCUUCUCGUCUGCCUUACUGGCCUUGUAUUUUCAGAAGAACCACCCGAUGUGAAGUGUCUGAUGGUUAACGUGGAAUAUGUUCAAUGCAUGUGGAAUGGAUCUGCCACCCCAGGCGUUAAUUACACCUUCUAUAGCAGGUUUGAAAACGGUUUUAAGGAGUGUGACAACUAUGUCUUGGAGAACACCACUAUCGUGGGCUGUGAUCAUACCUAUGAGAAGCUUAUUAUAAAAAGGUUUUCCAAGUUCACCACCAAACUGAAAUUGGGGAACAGGAGCUUUGAGCAGUUCCAUGAACUUAAGUCAAAAGUCAAACUGAACGCCCCCGUCAACUUAACUGCAAUGAACGGCUCUGACUGGAACCUGCGGUACUACUGGAAUUAUACCUGCAAUACUAACUGCAUAGAGUCCGAAGUUCGACACAGGAUCAAUGGAAAGGAGUGGAAGACUAUCCUUCUCCAGAGAAAUUAUUACUCCAUCAACCUGCCCUCCAACAGCUACCUCUAUGAGCUGCAGGUGAGGGGCCGAAUACCUGAUGCAUGUGGACAAUCUGACAUCUGGAGUGACUGGAGCCCACCAGUAUUCUGGGGGUCCAUGAGAGAAUCCUAUGGCACAGACACAAAUAAGCCGAGAUUCUACUCUUCCGUGCAGAAAACAAUCCUUUAUGUUGUCGGGCCAAUCGUCUUCUUCAUAUUGGUCAUCAUCUUGGUGCGCAACGAAAGGAUCAGAGUCAUUCUGAUACCCGUUCUCCCAGACCCAGGCAAGAACCUGGUAAAAAUCCUGGCUGAAGACAAUGUAGAGGAGUGGCUACCCAUCUCCAAAGGCAUCAAGGAGGGGUUCAAGGUGAACUAUAUUGAGCGCGUCUGUUCUGUUGGGGAUUACAGCCGUAAUCCACAGAGCACCAGCGAGAGCUCUGCGGACCCGAGUUCUUUUGACCACAGCUCCGGUAGCUGUGCAUCUUUAGUUGCCACCAAUUGAAUCGAAUCCUCGUCCUGGCUCCCCGUUAAUGAACCUGCAGGAGCUUUUUUCUGC